UUAUCUGAAUCAUACUCCUCCCCAAUUUCCUAUUUAGGUUAACCUGACGAAGAAGAUAAAACAGUCUACAAGAAUUGUUGUGGCCAUGGGUGCCAACACCGAUCCCAACCACGAUGGAUCCGACGAGCAACAGAGACGUUCCGAGAUCUAUACCUAUGAGGCGCCAUGGCAUAUCUACGCCAUGAACUGGAGCGUCCGCCGUGACAAGAAGUAUCGUCUUGCAAUCGCUAGCCUUCUUGAGCAGUACCCUAACCGUGUUGAAAUCGUCCAACUCGAUGACUCCAAUGGCGAGAUUAGAUCUGAUCCCACACUCUCCUUUGAACACCCCUAUCCACCUACCAAGGUCAUCUUCAUCCCUGAUAAGGAGUGCCAGAAGCCAGACCUCCUUGCCACUUCCAGCGACUUCCUCCGCAUUUGGCGUAUCUCCGAGGACGACGAUGGCGGCGAUGACGAAACUUCUCACAACGGCAGUAGCAGUUCCCGUCGGGUCGAAAUGAAGAGCCUCCUCAACAACAAUCGCAACAGCGAAUUUUGCGGUCCGGUCACUUCUUUUGAUUGGAACGAGGCCGAACCGAAGCGCAUAGGCACUUCCAGUAUUGAUACCACCUGUACCAUCUGGGACAUCGAGAGGGAGACCGUAGACACGCAGCUUAUUGCUCACGAUAAGGAGGUCUAUGACAUCGCAUGGGGCGGCGUUGGCGUUUUCGCAUCCGUCUCCGCCGAUGGUUCGGUCCGAGUCUUCGAUCUUCGCGAUAAAGAGCAUUCCACCAUCAUCUAUGAGAGCUCCGAGCCUGACACCCCGCUAGUUCGUUUGGGCUGGAACAAGCAGGACCCUAAAUACAUGGCCACCAUCAUAAUGGACAGUGCCAAGGUCGUCGUGCUCGACAUUCGUCACCCAACACUACCGGUGGUGGAGCUGCAAAGGCACCAGGCCAGUGUCAAUGCCAUAGCCUGGGCUCCACACAGUUCGUGCCACAUCUGUACCGCUGGUGAUGAUUCUCAGGCUCUCAUCUGGGAUCUAUCUUCCAUGGGUCAACCUAUCGAAGGUGGAUUGGAUCCCAUUUUGGCUUACACUGCUGGUGCCGAAAUAGAACAGUUGCAGUGGUCAUCUUCGCAACCUGAUUGGGUUGCCAUUGCUUUUGCAUCCAAACUUCAGAUUCUGAGGGUAUGAUUGUAUGGUUCAUGUAAUUCUGUGUUAUCUUGGUUGCAGUGAUUUUAGGUUGACUUCUCUAUAUAGGUUUGGGAAUACACUGACAGUUGCUUUUUCUCCUAUCCUGAAUGACUCUUUAGUCUUUAGCAUCUGUCCGAUUAUAUGUUUUUGGUUUUGUGGUUUGCAUCAUAUUUGCUUUUCUACUUCA
Cynara cardunculus var. scolymus (artichoke) is the source of this 1358-nucleotide messenger RNA. Its product is annotated as WD repeat-containing protein LWD1. Lineage: Eukaryota; Viridiplantae; Streptophyta; Magnoliopsida; Asterales; Asteraceae. Gene Ontology annotation, molecular function: protein binding. The transcript has a single exon. Bases 86 to 1171 code for a protein of 361 amino acids. Gene Ontology annotation, cellular component: nucleus. The record is from RefSeq and is a predicted model, not a curated record.